Messenger RNA from Paramuricea clavata, 1956 nucleotides. The record is from the annotation of a GenBank genome assembly. Lineage: Eukaryota; Metazoa; Cnidaria; Anthozoa; Malacalcyonacea; Plexauridae.
UGAUGAUUGACGGGCGAACGACACGCACAAAAGCAUUCGAUUUUCGUAAAUACAUGCACUUUGAAAACAACACAAUUCCGUAGUUGAUUGACGAAGAAACGAACCCGUAGAAGCUUGAAUAUUUUAUUUGCGGUUAGAAAAAUGAUGGAUCGAGCAAAGAGGAACGAUAAAGUCUUCGCUGACUUCGAGUGGAUGGAGAAAAUGGAUGAAUUCGACAGACAAAUCGAGGCAGAACUGUGGGAAGAGGAAUUGAUCCGAUGCUGUAUCGAGCAGUUACUCGACGAGGAAGAAGACAGAGAAACGUUGACAGCUGCCGAGAUUCUACAGCAACAAAUGGAGAAGACAACGUUGGACGGGGAAAAUGGAGAAAGCCAGAGACUCGUCAACGGCAAUGUCUUUUCGACGAGCUACAGAAACGGCUACAAUUCUUCACUAUCCGUGAGUAUUUUGCGUACUCAGUAAUAGUUUGAGGUUUAAACUUUGCACGAUUUUAAGCCGUUUUUAGAGAAUUAUCAUUUAUUAAACAUGGCCUUGGUUUAUCUUGUUUUAUAAUACGUUAAAUUUCGCGUUAAAGCCGUUCGGGUUAUAUAAAAUACAUUCGCCUUUGGUUCAAAUCCGUAUUUAUAAAAGAUGUGUGCGUUUAUAGUAUAGAAACUUUUUGAACACGCGUGUAUAGAAAAGCACUAAAAUAAUACGUGCCGUGGAUUCGCAAUGAAAAUACUCCAUAAUGUUUAUUCUCUAAGCUAAACCACCUUGCUUUGCUAAAUCUGUAUUUUGACAUUCGACAAGUUUGCGUGCCAUAAAAUCUGUCAAGCUUGAGUAUAUACUUUGGCCAUUCGCUUGGCCACUUAACAACUACCUAUUAUCCCGACAUAUAUUGUAUUUAAAUCUUUGUCUGACGUAAAUAAAGAAUAUAAGUUAUGCAAAACACCGUUUAAACAAAGCAUGUGGUUUGAAAUAAAGGGGGAAAGCCCAGCAACUUUGUGCGUUGUUCACUCUGUCUGUCUCGAUGAAAACAUAGCUAGUACUGUCAUACUCUUGUACUAUACAUUUGAAUUUUUACUCAAGUUUGUGAUGAUAUGCUGACCUAUGCCCUUGGCCCCUUUUUUAGAUGUGAUCAUUACGAAACUUUUGGCAUCAAAUAACAACCAUUACUGGACUAUCCCCAAAAUGUCUUGCACACAUAACAAUUAUGUUUGUAAUAUCAAUUUUCAAUCCAGCUCAAAACAUCCUAACCAAACAGCUGUCCCCUUAAUACUGUAAAAUAAUUUGUUUUGUAAAUCCAGCUGGUUAGGGCAAUUAUGAUGGUUGAAUGUUUGUGAAACAUUAACCAUUGUUUAUAAAGAUUCUUGAUUAUUAUGAAAGCGUUGGGCAUUAUAAAGUGAAUUUGACUCUCACAAAAGACCACAUUAAUUAUUCUCUCCCUUGAUUAAAAGGCUGUGCCCAAAGUUUGCUUGUGGCCAUGGUGUAUUGGUUUCUAUUUCUGUGCGGCCCAACCCUUUCCUUUUACAGGUCUUGUAAAUUAUACUCACAUUCUGCCCUCGUACCAGUAGUCUUCUAUAUUUUAGUUUACAAGCUUGGUUGAAAGAUCUAGCAUUAAAAAGACAAAAAGAACUUCCAUAUUUUUCUGAUAGGUCAUUCAACCAAUUUGUCACUGCCUACUUUGGUGGAACCAUAGUUCUAUUUUAAUUAAAUUAUCAUUCAUUUUCUUUCUAAAGGUUUCAGGAAGAAGUACGUUAAAUCCAAAUGCAGCUGUCUUUGUCCCCCGCAAUUGUCAGGCAUCGUCAUAGCAACGGCGCAUGCCACCGUAUGGACAGUAGUGUGGCAUGAGUCUCCAUUGAGUGUGAAAUAAUUUUAAAUUAUUGUACAUAAAAUUUUUACGUUUAGACUUCUGCCAACAUUUGUAAAGAUAUAUUUUAAAUUAAAUUGUUCUAUAAAAUAAAAGUUGUGUUACAA